AUGCAUCGAAUAUCUUCAGAGUCAUCUUCAGUUCGGUAUGAGAGUAACUCUCCGAUUCCCUCUCUUUCUCAAAGCUACAAGGCUGAGAUAGAGUCCGCUGAUGUUUACUGGUAUACUUUGAGGCUCAUGGUGCUGGAAUAUGUCAAUGAACCAAGAUUUCAGAAGAUGUAUGUUAGAAAGACAACCCCUCAGGAGAGGCAAGAUGAGAUUGUGAGCACGAAGCAUAAUAGGCGAGUCUCGUGGUUCUCUGGAUCAUCGGUACCCAACAGGGGACUUGAUGAGACGGAUGUUGUCCAGAAGUGUUUACUGAAGCUGGAACAACGAUUGAGCCUUAUAGCGAUGAACAAAGUCAAGGUUGGUGAUGAUAAGUUAAGAAGGAGCUUGUUGAAACUUUACAAUGAUGUGUUUUUAAAUCCAGAUAUGGGUAGGAUUAUGAAAUCGGUGCAGAGAUUUGAAGAAUUGAUUGUUUAUUUCACGAAGGCAUCAAACGGGGAGUUGAAUAAGUUGGUGGUCGACGAUAUUCAGCAGGAAUUGUAUAAACAAGUUUCAUAUUUCAUUGACCUUCUAAUUGAGCUGGCCGCAACCGAUAUUACUCCCGAGAUAAGGGCUAAACUGAAUCAGUAUAAGGAUUCCGUGAAGCCUAGUAAAAAAAUCUUAAAGGAAUAUUCACCAUCGACUUCAAGAGACCAUCUCCCAUCCUCGAAUUUAGUGGACGUUACGGUCAAACCAACCUUCAGGUUAAAUGAGGUGACACAUUCUUCAUAUUUUAUGAAGCUAUUUCAAAAAGAUCCCGUCUCAAUGCAGCAAGAUAUAAUCAAAGUAAUGAACGAAGCUGUUAAUUCUGUCUACUGCCAAGAGUUACGGUUGCGGAAGGAGAAAUUGAAUAAAGAUGAAGUUUUUGACAUUGAGGACUUUGAAUCUGAAAGGGAUUUUAACCUCUGGAAAAAUUUUGAAGUUGGGGAAACUGCUUCGUUGAUUGAUAGGUUCAAUGUUAAGGGAGAUCAUGCUGCCUCUCUCAAUGGCUCAACGGUUAUCAUACCGCCUAACGCUAGGAGUACGUUUGUGAGUUUGGUAUGCAAGAUACUGAGAGACGAUUCUUCCCAAAAUAGCAAUACGUUAAACUUUUCACAGGCGGCUAUGUUCUUUAUCACCAAGGCCUCUAAAUAUUGGAGACUAGACUACCACUCAACGUUUGCCACGUUAGUUUAUUCAGCGGCUAACUUGACCAUAUUGAAAGAAGAAGAUCUAAAUAUCCAGCUGGCUGAAAAUGUCAUGAACUUCAUAAGAGUAAGGAUACUCAAAACAGAGGAUAACAUGGAUACGGCGGUCUGGAACGCUUUAGAUCGGAGAGAAUGGCUCGAAAAUUUGAUUUACACUGCUAACAGGUGUACAAACACGAUUGAUUAUUUGCUCACUGCGCUUUUUUCGAAUACAAAACCAAAGUUCUCAAGUAUACUAGCGUUCUAUUACUCUAACAUUGAAGCUGAUCCAUCAAUGGUGCUCUACAAGCAGCAAUCAAACGCACUUGAUCGCAAGAUGAUCAAAAGAUUUCAUAGGACAAUAUUCAAGGUUAGUGAACAGUUCUACAUAUCACUUCUUGAUACGGUACCCAAGGAUGAUUCAAUUGAGAUUCAGCAUAUUCAAGAUGUCGCUGAGCAGAUAAUAGAACAGGUAAAGAGCAUUCAAAAAAGAUAUAAUCGGCCAUUAUUGGAUAAGGUCAUGCUUGCGCAUGAAUGCGCGACAGUCUUAAUUGAAGCCUUUGGGUCAGACGCUUCGACGAUGAUUAAGCGAGUGGAAAAAUACAAUAUAUCCAAAAGAGGCGAGUCAAUUGCCCCAGCGGAUGCCCUAGAAGCUUAUUCAAUCUUCAAAGAGCUCAGAAAUAUUUACAGCCAGAUACAACCAGACAAGCCUUUUCCUUGUAAGCUUGAAAAGCUUUUUGUGAAGUACGUAACCAUUCUGUGUGAUGAAGUGAGUGGAAAGAUUUUGAAAGUGAUUGAUUCGUCUAUAAAGAAUGAGACGUGGGAAGUUGUCAAUGAAGAAGCGAAUUUUAGUAGCUCGGUUUUCGAAAUUUUCAAGAUGAUAAAUGAAUCUAUUGGCUUAUUCAAGAGAUUAGAAUGGGAAAACGAUUAUCAAAUCGCAAAGGUAAUCACAUUCCUUUUGAAAUCUUUCUCAGAUGGUUUACACUUCUAUUCUAACACUCUUAUCCGCAUGAUAGAAGACGACCUGAUUCAAGAUGAUUUUGAUAUUCAAGAAGACGAGAACAAAGAUCCUCAUGAGCCCAGGUCAUCUCUAAUAAAAUCACAGCAUACUUGGUCAUUCCAUGGGAUGAAAAAUGCCCUGAGUUCCACCCCAACUGUGGCUGUACCCAGGCCAUACCAGUUUAAAAACCGUACCUGUGUGCUUCUGAGUAAUCUCGAGUCAAUGAUUGCGAAGAUCAACGAUCUCGAUGAGCAGCUUAAUGCAGAAAGACUAUCAGAAUUGGUUCAGAACUAUGAAACAGAUAGGAACAAAAAACGUGUCUCCAAGGGCGAAGAACAACAACUGCAUCAAUUAUAUACAAUUCGCGUUAUAAAAGCGGAUAACAUCAAAGGGUUUUCAAACGAAGGGCUAUCUAAUGGUUUGGUAUCUUUGGUUGACACUUCCAAACAACGAGAGAUUGGGAAAACCAGAGUUGUUCGUAAAUCGACGAAUCCAAACUGGGACGAGGAAUUUGAAAUUGAGAUUCCCGUAAACCAUGUUCGCUCCAUUUCUAUGAUGGUAUGGCAUCGCCCUUCCGGAAAAUUUCAAUCACUAGGUAACUACGAUCUAUGUGGCAAAUGUUCUCUUCUACUGGAUCCCAAAAGAUUCACAGAUGAUGGUUUCCCAAAUGAGUUGACUUUGGAGCUCGAUACUCAAGGCAAGCUAUAUCUAAAUGUUUCCUUGGAGAGUGAAAAGAUUGAUGCCUUAUUCUCGAUUGGUAGAGCCUACAGAACGUUAACAAGAGCUAGAGACAGAGCAAUUGAGUUAAUUAUCAGUAAGUUUUCUGCAUUUGUUGGAUAUGCCUUCUCUAGAGAAACAUUGAAGAAAGUCUGUGGAGCUAAUGGAACUAUACCUGCAUCGAACGACGCUGUAUAUGAUGCGAUACUUCCACUUUUCGAUUACCUGAACUCUAAUCUAAACGUAUUGGCGUCUACACUGUCUCAAGAUUUACUAUUCAAAGUCAUGCUAAGGGCAUGGUCCUGUAUUCUCAAAGCUGCAGACUCUUUGCUUCUUCCUCCUCUGUCAAUGGCUAGAAGUAAGAGACUGUCAGGGUCAAAGACCUUCUGGGGAAAUGCUAUGUCAAACGCGCUGGGGAACACUUAUACAGUGCCUGGUUAUGGUAGAGCCUUAACACAGAGAGAAAUGGAGACGACUUUUGCCUGGCUUAAUGCCCUCUGCGUGGAUUUUUUCCACAACAAUGGAGAAGGUCCGCCUUUGAGUGCUUUGAAGAACAAUCAUUAUCAAACGCUUUUGUUGAUUCCCGCUUAUUACGAUAAGAGUGCGGUUGAGCUUAAGGAAGAAGCUGAAAGAUUAUCCCCAAAUUACCUCAAAUUUUUAAGGCAAAUGACCUUCGGAACCGAUACUCAUAGAAGACUGAGUAAACGGCUAGUGACGUUGGCGAGAAAAGGCACAGUCAUGGCUAACGCAUCCAAGAAGAGCAGAACCAGAGUUCAAAAGGAGAUCGAGAGGGAAGAAAAUGACCCCUUGGAAAGAUCGACGGAGACUCUUGACAUCAUCUAUAGGAUCUUGAUGGUCAAAGGUGAGCUUGAUUAUGUGCAUCAGCAGCUAAGUGCCAGAACCAAGGUUAGAAAAAGCAUUGCCACUGAGAAGCUCGUUAAGGCGGCAGUCAAGGGGCAGAAACUUAAGUACAAAAAUAACAUUUAUAGAUUGUGUCGAUCAUAA
Messenger RNA from Torulaspora delbrueckii, 3921 nucleotides. RefSeq lists its product as uncharacterized. The record is from RefSeq and is a predicted model, not a curated record. Bases 1 to 3921 code for a protein of 1306 amino acids. The transcript has a single exon. NCBI's taxonomy places the organism in Eukaryota, Fungi, Ascomycota, Saccharomycetes, Saccharomycetales, Saccharomycetaceae.